Messenger RNA from Anguilla anguilla (European eel), 6196 nucleotides. Its product is annotated as guanylate-binding protein 1-like. The record is from RefSeq and is a predicted model, not a curated record. The coding region runs from base 143 to 5353 and encodes 1736 amino acids. Gene Ontology annotation, molecular function: GTP binding; GTPase activity. NCBI's taxonomy places the organism in Eukaryota, Metazoa, Chordata, Actinopteri, Anguilliformes, Anguillidae. The transcript is spliced from 29 exons.
GCAAUCCACAAAUCACCGAACGAUCGAAAAUGAAACCAAACCUGAAGCGGUUUCUCCUUUCACUCUCUGAUCAUUAAGUGCUUGUUAUCCGCAGAAGAGGUCCACUCAGAGCCUGCCUGUGAAAAGUCAACUAAUAAGCAUCAUGUCUAGUGGCACUGUUUCAAUGCGUGAACCAAUCUGUCUGGUUGAAAACGAGCAGGACGGGAACCUGCGCACCGUGCCAGAGGCUGUAGAGAUCCUGAAACAGAUAGAUCAGCCUGUGGUUGUUGUGGCAAUAGUGGGUCUGUACUGCACUGGGAAGUCAUACUUGAUGAACAAGCUGGCUGCGAAGAGAAAGGGAUUUGCCCUCGGAUCCACCAUACAGUCAAAGACGAAGGGCAUAUGGAUGUGGUGCGUCCCUCACCCGAAAAAAGUGAACCAUACCCUGGUGUUGCUGGACACCGAAGGGUUGGGGGAUGUGGAGAAGGGAGAUACGAAGAACGACAACUGGGUCUUUUCUCUGGCGGUCCUCCUGAGCAGCACGCUGGUGUACAACAGCAUCGGGACCAUUGACAAUGAUGCUCUGCAGCGGCUUCACUAUGUGACGGAACUGACGGACCACAUCAAGGUGAAAUCGCGGCCCGGGGACGAGGACGAGUCCACUGAGUUUAUGCGCUUCUUCCCCUCCUUCGUGUGGGCCGUGCGAGACUUCACCUUGGAGCUGGUGCAUGAUGGGAACCAGAUAACCGCUGACCAAUACCUGGAAAAUGCUCUCAAGCUGAAAUCUGGGCAUUCGAAGCAAACCACGGACUACAACAUGCCACGGGGCAGCCUCCGGAGCUUCUUCCCCACCCGGAAGUGCUUUGUGUUCGACCGUCCCGCCAAUGCAGAGAAGAUGAAGCACAUGGAUGACCUGAGCGACGAAGACUUGGUGCCCUCAUUCGUGGAGCAAGCCAGGAGCUUCUAUAAUCACAUCAUGAGUGAAACCAAAACCAAAAUCAUGAAAGGGGGCUAUUAUAUGACUGGCAGAAUGCUGGGGAACCUCGCAAAGGUGUUUGUGGACGUUAUCUGCAGUGGUCAGGUUCCCUGCCUGCAAAAUGCAGUUGUGGCUCUGGCCCAGAUUGAGAACUUUAAUGCAAUAGCUGCUGCUGUGAAGUCCUACAAGGAAGAGAUGGCCAGUUGGGUUGCCUUCCCAACGGAAACACAGAAGGACCUGUCAGAUAUACACGGCAAUGUCGAGAAAAAUGCUGUUGAGAUCUUCAUGAACCUCUGCUUCAUGGAUGAGGAUCAGAAAAACCAACUUGAGCUAAUGAAACUGCUGCAGACAGAGUACGCGGCAAUCUGCGAGAAGAAUGUUGUUGAAUCGCAGAAGGCUUGCGAGUCCAUCAUCGGGCAAAUAUUCGGGCCUCUGGAGAAAAAUAUUGCAUCUGGACAAUACAUGUCAGUUGGAGGAUACCAGCAGUACCGCAAGGCGUUACAAAACGGCAUCUCAAAAUACAGAUCAGCACCGGGAAAAGGAAUAAAGGAUGAGGAAUGUCUAAAGGAAUACCUGGCCAAGAAAGAACCUGUUGAGCAAGCCAUAAUGACUGUGGACCAAUCUCUCAGUGAUGCACAACGGAAGGAAGAAGAAAAUCGGGCAAGAUUGGAGGCAAUGUAUCAAGAGACUUGUCCUUCUGAGGAGCAGAGAAAGAUCACGGAGAGGCAGCUGAUCGACCAGGAGCGAACCUUCAAAGAGAACAUGAAGCAGCUGGAGAAAAAGUUGGAGGAGGACAAGAAGAAUGCUGCAAAGGAGUUAGACACGGUCCUGAACAGCAAGCUGCAGAGCAUCAUGUCUAGUGGCACUGUUUCAAUGCGUGAACCAAUCUGUCUGGUUGAAAACGAGCAGGACGGGAACCUGCGCCUCGUGCCAGAGGCUGUAGAGAUCCUGAAACAGAUAGAUCAGCCUGUGGUUGUUGUGGCAAUAGUGGGUCUGUACCGCACUGGGAAGUCAUACUUGAUGAACAAGCUGGCUGGGAAGAGAAAGGGAUUUGCCCUCGGAUCCACCAUACAGUCAAAGACGAAGGGCAUAUGGAUGUGGUGCGUCCCUCACCCGAAAAAAGCGAACCACACCCUGGUGUUGCUGGACACCGAAGGGUUGGGGGAUGUGGAGAAGGGAGAUGCGAAGAACGACAACUGGGUCUUUUCUCUGGCGGUCCUCCUGAGCAGCACGCUGGUGUACAACAGCAUCGGGACCAUCGACAAUGACGCUUUGCAGCGGCUUCACUAUGUGACGGAACUGACGGACCACAUCAAGGUGAAAUCGCAGGCCGGGGACGAGGACGAGUCCCCUGAGUUUAUGCGCUUCUUCCCCUCCUUUGUGUGGACAGUUCGAGACUUCACCUUGGAGCUGGUGCAUGAUGGGAACCAGAUAACCGCUGACCAAUACCUGGAAAACGCUCUCAAGCUGAAAUCUGGGCAUUCGAAGCAAACCACGGACUACAACAUGCCACGGGGCAGCCUCCGGAGCUUCUUCCCCACCCGGAAGUGCUUUGUGUUCGACCGUCCCGCCAAUGCAGAGAAGAUGAAGCACAUGGAUGACCUGAGCGACGAAGACUUGGAACCCUCCUUCGUGGAGCAAGCCAGGAGCUUCUAUAAUCACAUCAUGAGCGAAACCAAAACCAAAACCAUGAAAGGGGGCUAUUACAUGACUGGCAGAAUGCUGGGGAACCUUGCAAAGGUGUUUGUGGACGCUAUCUGCAGUGGUCAGGUUCCCUGCCUGGAAAAUGCAGUUGUGGCUCUGGCCCAGAUUGAGAACUCUAAUGCAAUAGCUGCUGCUGUGAAGUCCUACAAGGAAGAGAUGGCCAGUUGGGUUGCCUUCCCAACUGAAACACAGGAGGAGCUGUCAGGUAUACACGGCAAUGUCGAGAAAAAUGCUGUCGAGAUCUUCAUGAACCUCUGCUUCAAGGAUGAGGAUCAGAAAAACCAACUUGAGCUAAUGAAACUGCUGCAGACAGAGUACAUGGCAAUCUGCGAGAAGAAUGUUGUUGAAUCGCAGAAGGCUUGCGAGUCCAUCAUCGGGCAAAUAUUCGGGCCUCUGGAGAAAAAUACUGCAUCUGGACAAUACAUGUCAGUUGGAGGAUACCAGCAGUACCGCAAGGCGUUACGAAACGGCAUCUCAAAAUACAGAUCAGCACCGGGAAAAGGAAUAAAGGAUGAGGAAUGUCUAAAGGACUACCUGGCCAAGAAAGAACCUGUUGAGCAAGCCAUAAUGACUGUGGACCAAUCUCUCAGUGAUGCACAACGAAAGGAAGAAGAACUUUGGGCAAAAAUGGAGGUCAUGUAUCAAGAGACUCGUGCUUCUGAGGAGCAGAGAAAUAUCACGGAGAGGCAGCUGAUCGACCAGGAGCGAACCUUCGAAGAGAACAUGAAGCAGCUGGAGGAAAAGUUGGAGGAGGACAAGAAGAAUGCUGCAAAGGAGUUAGACAUAGUCCUGAACAGCAAGCUGCAGAGCAUCAUGUCUAGUGGCACUGUUUCAAUGCGUGAACCAAUCUGUCUGGUUGAAAACGAGCAGGACGGGAACCUGCGCAUCGUGCCAGAGGCUGUAGAGAUCCUGAAACAGAUAGAUCAGCCUGUGGUUGUUGUGGCAAUAGUGGGUCUGUACCGCACUGGGAAGUCAUACUUGAUGAACAAGCUGGCUGGGAAGAGAAAGGGAUUUGCCCUCGGAUCCACCAUACAGUCAAAGACGAAGGGCAUAUGGAUGUGGUGCGUCCCUCACCCGAAAAAAGCGAACCACACCCUGGUGUUGCUGGACACCGAAGGGUUGGGGGAUGUGGAGAAGGGAGAUGCGAAGAACGACAACUGGGUCUUUUCUCUGGCGGUCCUCCUGAGCAGCACGCUGGUGUACAACAGCAUCGGGACCAUCGACAAUGACGCUCUGCACCGGCUUCACUAUGUGACGGAACUGACGGACCACAUCAAGGUGAAAUCGCAGGCCGGGGACGAGGACGAGUCCACUGAGUUUAUGCGCUUCUUCCCCUCCUUUGUGUGGACAGUUCGGGACUUCACCUUGGAGCUGGUGCAUGAUGGGAACCAGAUAACCGCUGACCAAUACCUUGAAAACGCUCUCAAGCUGAAAUCUGGGCAUUCGAAGCAAACCACGGACUACAACAUGCCACGGAGCAGCCUCCGGAGCUUCUUCCCCACCCGGAAGUGCUUUGUGUUCGACCGUCCCGCCAAUGCAGAGAAGAUGAAGCACAUGGAUGACCUGAGCGACGAAGACUUGGAACCCUCAUUCGUGGAGCAAGCCAGGAGCUUCUAUAAUCACAUCAUGAGCGAAACCAAAACCAAAACCAUGAAAGGGGGCUAUUAUAUGACUGGCAGAAUGCUGGGGAACCUUGCAAAGGUGUUUGUGGACGCUAUCUGCAGUGGUCAGGUUCCCUGCCUGGAAAAUGCAGUUGUGGCUUUUGCCCAGAUUGAGAACUCUAAUGCAAUAGCUGCUGCUGUGAAGUCCUACAAGGAAGAGAUGGCCAGUUGGGUUGCCUUCCCAACUGAAACACAGGAGGAGCUGUCAGGUAUACACGGCAAUGUCGAGAAAAAUGCUGUCGAGAUCUUCAUGAACCUCUGCUUCAAGGAUGAGGAUCAGAAAAACCAACUUGAGCUAAUGAAACUGCUGCAGACAGAGUACGCGUCAAUCUGCGAGAAGAAUGUUGUUGAAUCGCGGAAGGCUUGCGAGUCCAUCAUCGGGAAAAUAUUUGGACCUCUGGAGAAAAAUAUUGCAUCUGGGCAAUACAUGUCAGUUGGAGGAUACCAGCAGUACCGCAAGGCGUUACAAAACGGCAUCUCAAAAUACAGAUCAGCACCGGAUAAACGAAUAAAGAAUGAGGAAUGUCUAAAGGAAUACCUGGCCAAGAAAGAACCUGUUGAGCAAGCCAUCAUGACUUUGGACCAAUCUCUCAGUGAUGCACAACGGAAGGAAGAAGAACUUUGGGCAAAAAUGGAGGUCAUGUAUCAAGAGACUCGUGCUUCUGAGGAGCAGAGAAAUAUCACGGAGAGGCAGCUGAUCGACCAGGAGCGAACCUUCGAAGAGAACAUGAAGCAGCUGGAGGAAAAGUUGGAGGAGGACAAGAAGAAUGCUGCAAAGGAGUUAGACAUAGUCCUGAACAGCAAGCUGCAGGAACAGGAGGAGCUCAUUAAGCAAGGCUUCGAAGAGAAGGCACAGCUCAUGAAGGAUGAAAUUGAUUCCCUCAAGAGGGAGAAGGCUGAAAACGAGUCCCGUUCAUAUAUUCCUGCUAUUUUGAGUGCCAUGGGACAAGCUGCCGCCAUAUUUUUGCCAGGAAUCAUCCCAAAGGUAGCAGGGGUGGGUGUCUCAGCUCUUUCAAGCCUGCUUAAAAAAUAGGCUGAAGGAGAAUAACAGUUCUGAGACACGAUAACCUGUCAUUUGUGCUGUGAAAUAUGUCACAAUCGACACUGUCACCGUUUUAACAAAGUGCCCAAAACUUUGUUUGAACGUCUCUCUUCUCUCUGCCAUAAGGAGCGAGAAGCCGUAAAGUAAAACUAUGAAAGUACAGCGCAGUGAAAACAGUAUCUUAUUCCUAGGUGCAGGGUAGAAAAAGGCUUAGGGAUGCGGGGUUUUAACUCUGAGGUUGUAGGUCUGAUUCCCAGAGUGUGCACUGCUGUUGCACCCUUAGGUACUAAACCUGAAUUGUAUCGUGCUUAAAAUAUUAUGAGCAUAACCUCUUGUAGCGGCAGCAGUAUCAUUGCUUUUUUGGGACAGACAAAUGCAAUGACAUGGAUUCAAUCAACAUUUGUCCUUAACUUUGGCGUACAGGGAAACAAAAGUGUAAGUAUUACACUUUUUCGCCACAAACUCAGUUUGGCAAGUUAGUCUCAGUGAUUGCUAAACUCAGCAAACUAUGUGAAGAGAGAAAAAUUGUUCAAUCACAAAUCACAAUUUGUGAUUUUAAUUAGUUUGUCAAUGUUAAGGACAAAUGACUGAAUCUCAGCUAUGGUGUGGGUAUCAUGCAAAAUGUUUAGCAUUUCCAAAAAUAAUAUGAAUUCACAGCAACAGCUAUUUGUUUUGAAGUAGUUGUUUGUUUUACGGGAUUUUAAUUUAUUUGAACACAAUGUGAUUUAAUCUCAUGGGUUUUUGUACCGAUGUCAUAUGCUGCUGAAUUAUGAGACAUUUGAAUAAUGAAAAAGAAUAAAACUCAGACAUGGCUUUUUGAGCAGCACCAACAAA